This is a messenger RNA of Penicillium oxalicum, 2634 nucleotides long. RefSeq names its product putative C6 finger domain protein. Gene Ontology annotation, molecular function: DNA-binding transcription factor activity, RNA polymerase II-specific; zinc ion binding. The record is from RefSeq and is a predicted model, not a curated record. Bases 1 to 2634 code for a protein of 877 amino acids. The transcript has 3 exons. Gene Ontology annotation, biological process: regulation of DNA-templated transcription. Lineage: Eukaryota; Fungi; Ascomycota; Eurotiomycetes; Eurotiales; Aspergillaceae.
AUGGCUGAGUCCUCAGAACCCAAUGCUGGUGGGCCAGGUGAGGAAGGCCAGGCUGCAGUUCCCAGCGUCACGGAGGCGAGUGCUCCAGCGCCAACGCCCAACAGUCCGCCUCCAGCUGCAGAGCAACCUCCACGGCAAUCAGAGGCGAUGGCAUCAGAGUCCACACCAACUCCUAUGCCGUCAACGGAAAAUCAAACUGAGCCGGCCCCAGCUCCAUCCGAACCUCCAGAGACCGCCAGGCCAGAACAAUCAUCAGAGACACCAGCGCCUCCUCCCCACUCUCCCAUUCCUCCUCCCCAACCUGAGAUGCCCACACCCUCAACACCCGCACAAUCAACCUUACCUACCAAUUCAGACGCCGCAGUACCUCUGGCAUCCUCUGAACCCAUCGAGGCUCCUGGGAUUCCUGCACCUGUUGCCCCGGCUGCAUCCACAGAAUCUACGAUGCCUGCCACGCCUGCCACACCUGCUGCGCCGGAGGCGACUCCAGCUUCUUCAACUCAUAUGAAUACAGAAGCCACUCCAGCUCUGUCAGAAGGUACCGGCACUCCUACGGUUGAUGCUGAGCAGCCAGCAGCCCCGCCGAACAAUAUUACGUCUACCUUUCCCUCCCUGCCUGCUAUGGAUACCUCUCUCCCACCGAUCGACUCUUCGCAUUCUUUGGACGACAACGAGCUGCCUUCCUUCGACGCCGCUCUCCGAGCCGUCAGCGCGGCAUCGGCAGACGACUUGGCGCUCCCAGCGAUCGACACGACCCUGCCCGCAAUCGGCACAGAUAUCCCGACUAUGGACCACCCAUUUGGCGACGACAGUCAUUUUGGACAUCACGAUACCCAGGAUGGACCGGAUAAUUCCAUGAAUACCGGCCAUGAUUCGCUCCAUGGGACCAUCAAUGGUACGACGCAUUACCAGAAUUCACCUCACGACAAUUACCAAACAUCCUCGAAUGGCAACUACCAAUACAAUUCGGGCGCGCCGCACGACGGACAGCAAUCGUCGCAAGCCUCGCCUCAGCAUCAGUAUCAGUCUCAGCCUCCGCAGAAUUAUCAACCACAAUCAAACGAUAUGUACCACAAUUCCGGUGGGGGAUUCGCCAGCGUGAAUGCCAACUCGAACAACCACGUCCAGGGACAACCCGGUCAAAUGCCCCAAGCACCCAUUGGCUCUCCUAUGCCCUCCAACAUGCAGAAUAUGGCGCCGAUGGGACAGUACAUGCCCAGCUACGCGUCCAGCGUUUCUCCAGCCGGCAUGAGUCCGAAUUCGCAGAUGGCCUAUCCACUGCCGGGAGAUCCCAACAAGAUGCUGUCUAGUGGGCGCCACAAGAAAGAGGUCAAGCGACGCACCAAAACAGGUUGCUUGACCUGUCGCAAACGAAGAAUCAAGUGUGACGAGGGUCAUCCCGUGUGCAGAAAUUGUGUCAAGAGCAAGCGCGAGUGUUUAGGUUACGACCCAGUUUUUCGCCCUCAAGCGUCCGCUCCAUCGGCCAUCCAGCCAGCUCCGAACCCCCAGGCACCCUCGCUCGUGGUCAAUCCUCAGGGCCCUCCAGUGCAGGCUGCGCCUUCGUAUCCUUCUGCGCCGCCCGGGUACAUGCCCGCAUCGUCGCAACCUUUUGCGCCCUCACUUCAUUCCGAAUCUCCUAGCGCUUCCACCGAUCAUCACGACAACGCAACCGGCAUUGACCAUUCUCUUGCAACAAGCACCGUCUCACAUCCUUCCACGAUGCAGUCCACAACUGACUUUCGGCCGCAGAGCUCGGAUCAGCUCUACAAAGCCAAGAAUCUCAACAUCAAUGACCUGAUCGCGUUACGUGGGAUUCCCCCUCCACCACCCCAUCCGGUCGGUACCCUGCCUCCUGGGCGCCUCGAAGAAAUCCAAGCAGUCUUCCUUGCGACCUAUGCGCCCGCUAUCGACAAGCUCCUCGAAGUUCGUUGGUACGCAGACAAGGCGCUGUCAACGCUCAUGGCCGACGUGCAACUGAUGGCCGACUAUUCCGCCCUGAUCAAUGCUUUCAAUGAUUGGAAUCUCAAUGACGGAAAUACGGUUGCCCGCUUGGAAAGUUUCGAGGCCUCGAUUAUCUGGCGGAGUAUGACCUUGUGUCGCCAGGUGCAGUCCACAGACAACGGGCAGACGAGUCAGGACUGGAAUCUAGUGGCGGCACGGGCGCGCCUGAGCGCGAUCGAAGCCCUCCUCACAUGGACCCAUCUGGAUCAGAAUUCGCUAUCCCGCACGCACAGGACAGAAGCCGCCACUCCGCCGCACCAGCCCGACCAGUUUAUGCAGCGUCAAUUGGAUUUCUGGAGCGAACUAGGGGAGUUUUUGACGCUUCACGACAAUGAAGCCAGCUCUGCCAAGCAAAUCGACGAUACUCUUGUGCGGUGCCGUCAACUGCUCGACACCUAUGAAAAUCGAGAUAUCAUUUACUCCAUCGCCAUUGCCAGACACCUCGGGCAACGUUGGGCGGAUUUCCCCAACAGUCUUCCCAAGGUCGGAUAUACGACCGAGAAGGAGGCUGGGACCAAACUUUUCGUUGCGCACAAGUUCAUCGAAGAAGAGGCCGAAGGCAAAGGCACGACGCAAAUCUACAAACGAAUCUGCUGCAUGGCCGUUCGUUCCUGGUGGGUUGCUCGCGAGUGA